AUGGCCAGCGAGCGUGUGGGUGUUGAGAGCUUACAACAGCAGAUAAUAUACACAGACGUGAUCCGUGUCUGCGUCAACCAGACGGAGCGGGGGCAGCGUCAACCAGGCAGGGCAGCGUCAACCAGGCGGAGCAGCGCCAACCAGGCGGAGCGGGGGCAGCGUCAACCAGCCGGAGCAGCGCCAACCAGGCGGAGCGGGGGCAGCGUCAACCAGGCGGAGCGGGGCAGCGUCAACCAAGCGGAGCAGCGUCAACCAGGCGGAGCGGGGGCAGCGUCAACCAGGCGGGGCAGCGUCAACCAGGCGGAGCAGCGCCAACCAGGCGGAGCGGGGGCAGCAUCAACCAGGCGGGGGCAGCAUCAACCAGGCGGGGCAGCGUCAACCAGGCGGAGCAGCGCCAACCAGGCGGAGCGGGGGCAGCGUCAACCAGCCGGAGCAGCGCCAACCAGGCAGAGCGGGGGCAGCGUCAACCAGGCGGAGCGGGGCAGCGUCAACCAGGCGGGGCAGCGUCAACCAGGCGGAGCGGGGGCAGCGUCAACCAGGCGGGGCAGCGUCAACCAGGCGGAGCAGCGCCAACCAGGCGGAGCCGGGGCAGCGUCAACCAGCCGGAGCAGCGCCAACCAGGCGGAGCGGGGGCAGCGUCAACCAGGCGGAGCGGGGCAGCGUCAACCAGGCGGAGCAGGGGCAGCGUCAACCAGGCGGAGCGGGGCAGCGUCAACCAGGCAGAGCGGGGCAGCGUCAACCAGGCGGAGCGGGGGCAGCGUCAACCAGGCGGAGCGGGGGCAGCGUAAACCAGGCGGAGCAGCGUCAACCAGGCGGAGCGGGGGCAGCGUCAACCAGGCGGAGCGGGGGCAGCAUAAACCAGGCGGAGCAGCGUCAACCAAGCGGAGCGGGGGCAGCAUCAACCAGGCAGAGCGGGGCAGGGUCAACCAGGCGGAGCGGGGGCAGCGUCAACCAGGCGGAGCGGGGGCAGCGUCAACCAGGCGGAGCGGGGCAGCGUCAACCAGGCGGAGCGGGGCAGCGUCAACCAGGCGGAGCGGGGGCAGCGUCAACCAGGCAGAGUGGGGCAGCGUCAACCAGGCAGAGCGGGGGCAGCGUCAACCAGGCGGAGCGGGGCAGCGUCAACCAGGCGGAGCGGGGCAGCGUCAACCAGGCGGAGCGGGGCAGCGUCAACCAGGCGGAGCGGGGGCAGCGUCAACCAGGCGGAGCGGGGGCAGCGUCAACCAGGCGGAGCGGGGCAGCGUCAACCAGGCGGAGCGGGGGCAGCGUCAACCAGGCGGAGCGGGGGCAGCGUCAACCAGGCGGAGCGGGGGCAGCGUCAACCAGACGGAGCGGGGCAGCGUCAACCAGGCGGAGCGGGGGCAGCGUCAACCAGCCGGAGCAGCGCCAACCAGGCGGAGCAGGGGCAGCGUCAACCAGGCGGAGCGGGGCAGCGUCAACCAGGCGGAGCAGGGGCAGCGUCAACCAGGCGGAGCGGGGCAGCAUCAACCAGGCAGAGCGGGGCAGCGUCAACCAGGCGGAGCGGGGGCAGCGUCAACCAGGCGGAGCGGGGGCAGCGUAAACCAGGCGGAGCAGCGUCAACCAGGCGGAGCGGGGGCAGCGUCAACCAGGCGGAGCGGGGGCAGCAUAAACCAGGCGGAGCAGCGUCAACCAAGCGGAGCGGGGGCAGCAUCAACCAGGCGGAGCGGGGCAGCGUCAACCAGGCGGAGCGGGGGCAGCGUCAACCAGGCGGAGCGGGGGCAGCGUCAACCAGGCGGAGCGGGGCAGCAUCAACCAGGCGGAGCGGGGCAGCGUCAACCAGGCGGAGCGGGGGCAGCGUCAACCAGGCAGAGCGGGGCAGCGUCAACCAGGCAGAGCGGGGGCAGCGUCAACCAGGCGGAGCGGGGCAGCGUCAACCAGGCGGAGCGGGGCAGCGUCAACCAGGCGGAGCGGGGCAGCGUCAACCAGGCGGGGGGCGGAGCGGGGCAGCGUCAACCAGGCGGAGCGGGGCAGCGUCAACCAGGCGGAGCGGGGGCAGCGUCAACCAGGCGGAGCAGCGUCAACCAGGCGGAGCGGGGGCAGCGUCAACCAGGCGGAGCGGGGGCAACGUCAACCAGGCGGAGCAGCGUCAACCAGGCAAAGCGGGGGCAGCGUCAACCAGGCGGAGCGGGGGCAGCGUCAACCAGGCGGAGCGGGGGCAACGUCAACCAGGCGGAGCGGGGGCAGCGUCAACCAGGCGGAGCAACGUCAACCAGGCAGAGCAGGGGCAGCGUCAACCAGGCGGAGCGGGGGCAGCGUCAACCAGGCGGAGCGGGGGCAGCGUCAACCAGCCGGAGCAGCGUCAACCAGGCGGAGCGGGGCAGCAUCAACCAGGCGGAGCGGGGGCAGCGUCAACCAGUCGGAGCAGCGUCAACCAGGCGGAGCAGGGGCAGCGUCAACCAGGCGGAGCAGCGUCAACCAGGCGGAGCGGGGGCAGCGUCAACCAGGCGGAGCGGGGCAGCGUCAACCAGGCGGAGCGGGGGCAGCGUCAACCAGCCGGAGCAGCGUCAACCGGGCGGAGCGGGGCAGCAUCAACCAGGCGGAGCGGGGGCAGCGUCAACCAGGCGGAGCGGGGGGCAGCGUCAACCAGGCGGAGCGGGGCAGCGUCAACCAGGCGGAGCGGGGCAGCAUCAACCAGCCGGAGCAGCGUCAACCAGGCGGAGCGGGGCAGCAUCAACCAGGCGGAGCGGGGGCAGCGUCAACCAGGCGGAGCGGGGCAGCGUCAACCAGGCGGAGCGGGGCAGCGUCAACCAGGCGGAGCGGGGCAGCGUCAACCAGCCGGAGCAGCGUCAACCGGGCGGAGCGGGGCAGCAUCAACCAGGCGGAGCGGGGGCAGCGUCAACCAGGCGGAGCGGGGGCAGCGUCAACCAGGCGGAGCGGGGGCAGCGUCAACCAGGCGGAGCGGGGGCAGCGUCAACCAGGCGGAGCGGGGGCAGCGUCAACCAGGCGGAGCGGGGGCAGCGUCAACCAGGCGGAGCGGGGGCAGCGGGCAGCGUCAACCAGGCGGAGCGGGGGCAGCGUCAACCAGGCGGGCAGCGUCAACCAGGCGGAGCGGGGCAGCGUCAACCAGGCGGAGCGGGGGCAGCGUCAACCAGGCGGAGCGGGGGCAGCGUCAACCAGGCGGAGCGGGUGCAGCGUCAACCAGGCGGAGCGGGUGCAGCGUCAACCAGGCGGAGCGGGGGCAGCGUCAACCAGGCGGAGCGGGGGCAGCGUCAACCAGGCGGAGCGGGGCAGCGUCAACCAGGCGGAGCGGGUGCAGCGUCAACCAGGCGGAGCGGGGGUAGCGUCAACCAGGCGGAGCGAGGGCAGCGUCAACCAGGCGGAGCGGGGGCAGCGUCAACCAGGCGGAGCGGGGCAGCGUCAACCAGGCGGAGCGGGGCAGCGUCAACCAGGCAGAGCAGCGUCAACCAAGUAAGGCUAAAAACUGUCAAGCCGGUAAAGUACAUAACUUCAAGAGCCCAACUAAGAUAUUACAACGGUCUUGUAAGAAGUAAAAUAUAG
Messenger RNA from Procambarus clarkii (red swamp crayfish), 3516 nucleotides. The record is from RefSeq and is a predicted model, not a curated record. NCBI's taxonomy places the organism in Eukaryota, Metazoa, Arthropoda, Malacostraca, Decapoda, Cambaridae.